Messenger RNA from Penicillium vulpinum, 1203 nucleotides. RefSeq names its product metallophosphoesterase family protein. The record is from RefSeq and is a predicted model, not a curated record. The coding region runs from base 1 to 1203 and encodes 400 amino acids. Gene Ontology annotation, cellular component: cytoplasm. The transcript has 5 exons. NCBI's taxonomy places the organism in Eukaryota, Fungi, Ascomycota, Eurotiomycetes, Eurotiales, Aspergillaceae. Gene Ontology annotation, molecular function: hydrolase activity, acting on ester bonds.
AUGGUACCCAGACCGGACCUCAAAGCAUCGGACCAAGUCAUUCUCGAGCCACCCAAGGAUCGAACCCUGCGAUUUAGAGAAGAUGGAACAUUUCAGAUUGGAGUCUUUGAGGACUUGCAUUUUGCCGAGGACGAGGAAAAGGAUGAGAAAUCCAAAGAAGUGAUGUCAAACAUCCUCUCAGAGGAAGACAUCGACUUUGUCGUCAUAAACGGCGACCUAAACCCAAAAAGCAGACUCGAGCAAAUAUAUCGACUCCGUCGUCUCCCCCUCGUCGACCAGGGGUAUAGCUGGGCAUCGACCUACGGCAACCAUGACAGUGAGGUUAAUCUCAACCCAAAAGAUGACAUGUUCAAGGCCGAGCACAAGUACCCCAACAGCUUGACGCAGAGUAGAGUCUCCGGCGAGAAGGCCGGAAUAACGAAUUAUUACCUACCGGUCUUUUCACACGGACAAUCGAAUACAAGCACACCGGUGCUGCUACUGUGGUUCUUCGAUUCGAAAGGUGGACAUUAUUAUAAAAAGGAAGGAGAGGGCGGGCCUCCUAUUAAGAGACCCAGUUGGAUUGAUGAAUCGGUUGUUGACUGGUUCAAAGAAACCAAUUCUGAAUUGAAAGAGGAGUAUGGCAAAGUCAUCCCUUCGCUAGCAUUCUACCACAUUCCCGCCCACGCGAUGCUCGAAUACCAACAAACAAAAGGCAUAAAUCGACAUCUGACGCCUGGCGUGAAUCGCGAACGCGUGAACCCGCAAGGAACCGGCGACUGGAGAUAUGAUGGCCAGGACCUUAAGUUUAUGCACGCGCUCCUUCACACCGAAGGCUUAAUCGCAGGAUUUAGUGGCCACGAUCACCAAAAUGACUGGUGCUUUAAAUGGGACGGUUCCCUCGUUGAUCACGAUCUACCUGGGAAUGGUAUCAAUAUGUGCUAUGGCCGGCAUACAGGGUAUGGCGGCUACGGUGAUCUGCUUCGCGGUGGGCGGCAGAUCUUACUCCACGAGGGAAAUCUUGAAGAUGACACCGAGACUUGGAUUCGAUUGGAAGAUGGGUCGGCCCAAGCUCGUGUUAGGUUGAAUACAACUUAUGGCCAGGAUCCUUACCGUGCUGUUGCUAAUGGGGUUGGAAAGACCGAGUCCUAUACGCAGGGCUCUUUGCUUCCUUUGUCUUGGUUAUGGGUUCCAAUUAUAAUGCUCUCGCGGUGGAGGGUGUAA